AUGUUGAGUCCAACUCGAUCGUCAGCAGAAGCAAUUCUUAAAACAGUUGUUACAACAGUUUCAACAAUACUUCAAGAAAGUACCAGUGCGAUUGCUGAACGAAAAGAAGAAUCAAACGAUGCCGAUGAUAGUGAACCAUCAAAAAAGAAAUUUAAAGAUGAUACUGAAGUUGAAACUUCGGCAGCAAAAACGAUAUAUCCACCUCAACCACGGCUACUGAAAAAACGAAAAGUUUGCGUUUCAUUCGGCUAUUGUGGUGCUGGUUAUUUUGGUCUUCAACGUAAUGCAAAAGAUAAAAUACAUCGAACAAUUGAAGAUGAACUAGUUGAAGCAUUUGUUAAAGUUGAUGCUAUUCCACAAGCACAUGCCGAUGAUAUGUCUAAAAUGUGUUUUCAACGAGCAGCACGCACUGAUAAAGGUGUUUCAGCUGUAGCUAAUCUUGUUUCAUUGAAGUUAUCUCCAUUGGAAAAUCUUACUCAACUCGUUAAUGAUCAAUUACCUAAACAAAUUCGAAUGUUCGGUGUUAAACGUGUUGCUGCUAGUUUUAAUAGUAAAAAUAGUUGUGAUGCACGAACAUAUAUAUAUAUUCUACCUACAUAUGCUUUUUGUCCAAUUGAAGAGAUUACAAGUGAAUCAUAUCGAAUUACAGCUGAAGUUUUACAAUUAGUAAAAGAUGUAUCCAGUGAAUAUCUUGGUUCACAUAACUUUCAUAAUUUUACGUCUGGUAAAAAAUUUACCGAUCCAUCAGCUCGGCGACACAUUUUUUCCAUUAAUGUCGCUGAACCGUUUAUGAAAGAAAAUGUUGAAUUUACUAUAAUAACAAUUAAAGGUCAAAGUUUUAUAAAAAUAUUAAUUAAUCACAAUUUUAUUUUAUGUCUCAUCAUUGCCAUUGUUCGUGGUAUUGCCAGUCGAGAUACAAUCCAACAAGCAUAUAAUGCAGAUAAGAUCGACAUUCCGAAAGCACCACCACUUGGUCUUGUACUUGAAAAGCUUCAUUAUGAUCGAUAUGAUAAAAAAUUCGGCAAUGAUGGUCAACAUGAACCAUUAACAUGGGAGGACGCUCAAACUGAGAUAACAACAUUUAAAGAAGAAAUCAUCGUUCCACAUAUCAUCAAAAAAGAAAUCACCGAUAAAUCUAUGCUCAAAUGGUUGUCAUUUUUGCCAUGCCAUCAUUUCGAUCGACUCUCACCAUUUUAUCCUCCGGGAGCAUAUACUGGCGUCGGUCGAGGGUUGUAUCUCUUGCAGCAGCAACAGGAAAGCUCUGCGAAGUUGGACGAUGACGAUGAUGACAAUGGCGCUGAUGAAUAA
This is a messenger RNA of Rotaria socialis, 1308 nucleotides long. NCBI's taxonomy places the organism in Eukaryota, Metazoa, Rotifera, Eurotatoria, Philodinida, Philodinidae. The record is from the annotation of a GenBank genome assembly.